CGGCCGCCGGUCGCCAUGGGAACGGCCGCAAGGCAUGCCGGGCUGAAAGAAAUUGCUGCGGCAAAACCCUGCAAGAGCGGCGGAGCGGGGCCAAUGAGAUCUCGGGGUGAUUAUGGCAAUGACCAAUGGUUGGCGGCCGGUGCUGAGGGGGCGGGGCUGGGGCGCUCGGAGGCGCCGGCGGCGCGCGCGGGUCGGUUAAACAGCCGCGGCGGCGGAGCCGAGUGCGUGCAUCGCUGCGCGCCGUCCCGCACCCUCACCGGCUCUACAUCCGCACCGCGCCGGUACCGCGGCGCCCGCUCGACGCAGGCAAUCAUGAGUGAUCGAAAGGCAGUGAUCAAAAAUGCGGACAUGUCAGAAGAGAUGCAGCAAGAUGCUGUGGAAUGUGCAACUCAAGCCUUGGAGAAAUACAACAUUGAGAAGGACAUUGCUGCUCACAUAAAGAAGGAGUUUGACAAGAAAUACAAUCCCACUUGGCACUGCAUCGUGGGAAGGAAUUUUGGCAGCUACGUGACUCAUGAGACCAAGCACUUCAUCUACUUCUACCUCGGCCAAGUCGCUAUUCUUCUUUUCAAGUCUGGCUAGAACCAUGGACUGUUACUGAAACUUGCAUCCAGUUACAGGACUCUCUGACUAGUUACUGCAGCCUUCCUGAGGACACAGGCCUUGAUCUUCAAGGGCAAUGGCAGGGAUUAUGUUGUAACAGAUGACAUUACAUUGUGGAUAUAAAAAGGAAAAGUACCAAAAAAGUCUUCCUUGUAUUUAUUUUUUUUCAGAAGGCUCCUUCUUUGCUACUAGAGCUAUUGGAGCAGUUUUGCUUUUGCAAGUUUUAUAGCCAUCUACUGUAUUUCCAGAUUACUGCUAGUGCUAUGCAAGUACUGACAGUGUUUAGCUCUUUAUGUUUCAAACUUCUCUUAUUCUUCUGAUUUUACUUUUAUAAAAUAAUUUUCCCCAUCUUGUUUUGCUGAAUGUGCUGUCCCAAAAAUUGAGCUGUUUCUUUUUCUGCUGUCUCUGGAGAAGUGCGCUGGAGAAUAAAAGCCAAGUUCUACCCCA
Poecile atricapillus (Black-capped chickadee) is the source of this 1050-nucleotide messenger RNA. RefSeq lists its product as uncharacterized. The record is from RefSeq and is a predicted model, not a curated record. The transcript is spliced from 3 exons. Gene Ontology annotation, cellular component: cytoplasmic dynein complex. Gene Ontology annotation, biological process: cilium assembly; microtubule-based process. Lineage: Eukaryota; Metazoa; Chordata; Aves; Passeriformes; Paridae. Bases 16 to 582 code for a protein of 188 amino acids. Gene Ontology annotation, molecular function: dynein light intermediate chain binding; dynein intermediate chain binding.